CUUCCAUCUCUGUGAUUAUGCUGUAAUGAAUGCUCUCUAAUCGUCGCUGCUUUUACUUUGAGGGAGUGCGGGCACCCGGACAUCGGAGGAAGAAGAAGGGAAAAUGGCUGCCGGAAUGCAAUUCGAUCGAAGAUUGGGUUCUAUACUACUUCUAUGAGACUUUCUCGUUAUCCGGCGAUUACCUGAAAGUUCUGCCGCCAUUUCCGCCGCCGCAAACCUUGAGUACAGCGGUUGCAUUUGCCUUAUCAAUUGCCUGACGAUUUGUCGUUUUCUAAUUCGGUGAUGUUAAUUGGCCAUGAAACGCUCAUCCCUAAAAAGGGAAAGUCGGAAGAGAAAAGAGAGGACGAGAGCGAGACGGAGGGAAGGAAAGGCUUUGAAAUCACCACCACCACUCCGAGGUCUGUUAUUAUAAUCCCCAGGAGCAAAUCGCACGGCACCAUUCGGAGAGUCACUCCCACCAGUUCAACGGCUGUGGUUGAGAAACGCCUUUCCAACGGAGAUCUGUAUGUAGGGGACUUCUUCCUCAAUGCGCCUCACGGAUCUGGGAAGUAUUUAUGGGCCGAUGGGUGCAUGUAUGAAGGAGAAUGGAAGAGAGGGAAAGCCUCUGGGAAAGGAAAGUUCUCUUGGCCGUCUGGGGCUAUCUACAAGGGCGAAUUUAGGUCUGGUCGGAUGGAAGGAACGGGCACAUUCAUUGGGCCGGGCGGUGAUAUGUACAAGGGUGCAUGGCUGGCAGAUCAUAAACACGGGUUUGGGCAAAAGCUUUACUGCAAUGGAGACUACUAUGAGGGCCAUUGGAAAAGAAACCUGCAGGAUGGACAAGGAAGGUAUGUCUGGCAGAAUGGGAAUGAGUAUAUUGGGGAAUGGAUGAAUGGGACGAUUCAUGGAAGAGGUGUCUUGAUUUGGUCCAAUCAAAAUCGGUAUGCUGGGUGUUGGGAGAAUGGUGCUCCAAAAGGCCAUGGAGUUUUCACUUGGCCUGACGGCAGUUGCUACAUGGGCUACUGGUCACAAGAGGAGAGAAAUCAGCAUCACACUCAAGUCUUGAAUUGGACGCUUUAUCCUGCACGUACAAGUAAAACAAAUUUGUGUCAUGUAAAAAAUGAUAUCUGCAAGUUUAAUUUUAAAGAUGAAGGAUUUUAUGCGUUCUCUAGGCAUACGUUGGGUUCACCAUUAAUAGAAGAUGGGAAUUGUGGAGUGGCGGUGACAGGUGAGGAGAUAAAAUACUCUGUUGGCAGAAGGGAGAGCUUGGAAGGAAGAAGUUUCCCAAGGAUUUGCAUCUGGGAAUCUGAUGGCGAUGCCGGGGAUAUUAUUUGUAACAUUGUUGACACCAUGGAACCCAUGGAACCAUCUAGGUUAUACUGGGAUGGGGUCAGGCAGUUUAGGAGAAAGGAUGGGAAAGGAAAGAAGCCUGGCCAGUCAAUAUCAAAAGGGCAUAAGGACUACGAUUUGAUGCUAAAUCUUCAGUUGGGCAUUAGUUUUUCUGUUGGAAAGCAUGCUCUGGUGUCACGAGAGCUUAAGCCAAGUGAUUUUGAUCCAAAGGAGAAGUUCUGGACUAAGUUUCCGCCAGAAGGGUCAAAGUUCACACCCCCACACAAAUCUGCAGAAUUCCGGUGGAAGGACUAUUGUCCAUUAGUCUUUAGGCGUUUGCGGGAGCUAUUCCAAGUAGACACUGCAGGUUACACCAUGGCUGUCUGUGGAGAUGAUGCACUGAGGAUGUUUUCUUCUCCGGGGAAGAGCGGGAGUUGUUUUUAUCUGACACAGGAUGAUAGAUUUAUGAUCAAAACUGUCAAGAAAUCAGAAGUCAAGGUUCUUAUUAAGAUGCUGCCAAGCUAUUAUCAGCAUGUUUGUCGCUAUGAAAAUUCUCUUGUUACAAAAUUCUAUGGUGUGCAUUGUGUGAAACCGGUAGGUGGCAUGAAGACGCGGUUUAUUGUGAUGGGUAAUUUGUUCUGCUCGGAAUACCAAAUUCACAGGCGUUUUGACCUUAAAGGUUCCUCUUAUGGCCGCACAACUGAUAAACAUGUGGACGAUAUUGAUGAAACCACUACUCUUAAAGACCUUGACCUUAAUUUUGUUUUUCGGCUUCAGCAGAACUGGUACCUAGCACUAAUCAGACAAAUUGAUCUCGAUUGUGAGUUUCUGGAAUCAGAGAGAAUCAUGGAUUAUAGUUUUCUGGUAGGUCUCCACUUCCGCGGUGAUAAUACCAGUGAUAAAAUGGGGUUGUCACCUUUCCUCUUGCGAACAGGAAAAAGUGAUUCAUUUCAAAAUGAAAAGUUUAUGCGUGGCUGCCGAUUUCUUGAGGCAGAGCUACAAGACAUGGAUCAAAUUAUAGCCGGCAGGAAGCCUUUGAUACAUUUAGGAGCAAACAUGCCUGCAAGAGCAGAGCGAAUUGGCCGGCGGAGUGAUUUUGACCAGUACAUCCCUGGUCGGUCUUAUCCCCUGCCCCCUUCCCGUGCCUUUGAAACCUAUGAAGUAAUCCUCUACUCUGGGAUCAUUGACAUCCUACAGGACUAUGAUAUUAGCAAGAAGCUUGAGCAUGUCUACAAAUCCUUUCAAGUUGAUCCCACCUCAAUAUCAGCGGUUGAUCCCAAGCUGUAUUCAAGGCGGUUUCGGGAUUUCAUAAGGAAAAUUUUUGUUGAAGACAGCAGGUGACUCGAGAGAUGAACUAGUUGAAUGGAUAUUUAUCCACACAAACUCUUGAAUUGAUGAUUUACUCGUGGAUGAUAGAAGAACCCCAUAAAACUGGCUGCUGCAGUGCUCAUAUGAUUUGCAAGAGUAUGGAACACUCUUUGGGUUGGGGCUGUUGGCAAAGGUGUGAUUCUUUUUUGGGGUAGUCCCCACAUGGCUUUAUUUUGUCAUCCAAACGUAGGUGAGAAAAAUAGGUUACCUGUACAUUGCAUGGUGAAGGGGGUAAAGGAAGAUUGUUCUGCUAUUCUUGAGUAAAGAUUUUGUUGUCUGGGGGAUAUGAAGAUUUCAGUUAAUAGGUCUCACAGAGAUAGAAUUCCCAACAAAAGAAGGAAAAAAAGAUGAGGGGCAUAAUAAUGUUAUUGUACAGCAUUUAGGCACGUAACAUGCUUUCAGCUCUACCAUUUCUUUGUUUGAUUACUGAUGCAAAAUGCAUGCAUAUUGAUGGUACAUGCAUUUUAUUGUGAAAUUUAACAUAAUAAGACGCUUACGGAGUAUUUUUAUACUAUCAAAGCGUAUUAUCU
This is a messenger RNA of Cuscuta campestris, 3203 nucleotides long. The record is from the annotation of a GenBank genome assembly. Lineage: Eukaryota; Viridiplantae; Streptophyta; Magnoliopsida; Solanales; Convolvulaceae.